GAGAGCUUAGAGCAAUAUAGCGUUCUAGCAAACUCAACUCUCCUCCAUAUUAUAAACCUCACUUACUCAAAUUCUUUAACUUCACAAUAUUUAUCAAUCACACAUUUUAAUAUGGUAGUGGCAACUCCAACUCCCCUUCUGCGCCGCGGUAAUAAGAAAAGCGCCGCGUUUGGGGUUCCGACAAUUGACUUGUCCGAGGACAAGUCCAUUGCGUCCGAAAUGAUUGUGAAAGCAUGCGAAGAUUACGGUUUCUUUAAAGUAGUAAAUCACGGUGUUCCAAAGAAGGUUAUUGCGAGAAUGGAAAGAGAAGCGGUGGACUUCUUUUCGCGUCCCAUUUCCCAGAAGGGACGCGCUGGACCCGCGGCUCCUUUCGGGUAUGGUUGCAAGAACAUUGGCUUCAAUGGCGAUAAGGGUGAUCUUGAGUAUAUUCUAUUGGAAGCAAAUCCUGUUUCUCUUUCUCAACGCGCCAAAACCAUCUCUAAUGACCCUUCUACUUUCAGCUCGGUCACAAAUGAUUAUGUAAGUGCAGUUAGGAAGCUGUCUUGCCACAUUCUUGAAUUGGUGGCUGAAGGUUUAUGGAUCGAAGAUAAGUCAAUUUACAGCAAGCUCAUCAGUAAUUCACAAAACGACUCUUGCUUCAGGGUCAAUCACUAUCCACCAUUUAUUGCACCUAAUAAUCAUAAUCAUGAUGAUGAUGAUGUAGAAUUACACGAUAAUCAUUGGGACCCAUCAUCAGAGAAGCUGGAAGAAAAACGACUCUACAUCUCCCCUCUCAUCCCAACAACUACUGUUGGAUCAAAAUCAUCAUUAAGAGUUGAGUUUGGAGAACACACUGACCCACAGAUAUUGACUAUCCUUAGAUCAAAUGACGUUAGUGGCCUCCAAAUUUGUACUCAUGAUGGAUUUUGGAUUCCUGUUCCUCCUGAUCCUAAUGAGUUCUUCGUUUUUGUGGGGGACUCCUUUCAGGCUCUGACGAAUGGAAGAUUUACGAGUGUAAGGCAUAGAGUUGUAUCGAUAAAUUCAUGGAAGAGCAGAAUGUCCAUGAUGUACUUUGCGGCUCCUGCUCUUGACGCUUGGAUAAGUGCUCCUCCUCAAAUCAACAAUAUCUAUAGGCCCUUCACGUGGGGCAACUUCAAACAAAUUGUAUAUUCAUUACGUCUGGCUGAUAGUCGUCUUGACUAUUUCAAGAAUCACACCCAAUGAUGACACCUUGUUUUGCUUUCAAAGAGUACUUAGCUAGCUAGCUAUAUGUGUAGCUUCAUAUACAUAUAUAGUCAUCUUUUAGGUGUACUCAUAGUGUAAAUUUUUUGUUCAAUGUUAUUAAUUAAUGUAUAAAAUUUAGUUAGUUUAUAA
Messenger RNA from Solanum dulcamara, 1353 nucleotides. Its product is annotated as gibberellin 2-beta-dioxygenase 2-like. The transcript is spliced from 3 exons. Lineage: Eukaryota; Viridiplantae; Streptophyta; Magnoliopsida; Solanales; Solanaceae. The record is from RefSeq and is a predicted model, not a curated record. The coding region runs from base 112 to 1203 and encodes 363 amino acids. Gene Ontology annotation, biological process: gibberellin catabolic process; response to light stimulus.